AUGGCUGGAGAAGAGAUUCCUCCGCGACCUUCCCGAUCCUUGGUUGGCAAAGUGGCCAUCGUUACUGGCGCGGGAUGUCUUGGUGACGGCAUAGGUAAUGGUCGGGCGACAGCGGUCCUCUUGGCUGAAGACGGAGCUGCUGUCAUCUGCGUAGACACCAACCUUGAAUGGGCCGAGAGGACGGUCGAGAUGAUAACAAAGGACUCGAAAGGGACGGGGUUGGCUUUCAAAGCCGACGUCAGCCAGGCAGAGGAUUGCUUACGCGUCGUCGAUCUCGCUGUCUCAGAAUUCGGCCGGGUGGAUGUCCUGGUGAAUAAUGUUGGCAUUGGAGGAGCCAGAGGAACCGCCGUUGAUGUAGACAUGGAAGAGUGGGCAAGGGGUCUGGAGGUUAACGUGUCGAGCAUGGUGCUGAUGGCCAAACAUGUCAUCCCUAUAAUGAAGAAGAAUGAGGGCCCUGUUCGAGGGAGCAUUGUCAACGUUGGCAGCGUCGCUGGCUUAAGAGGAGGGACGCCUCAUUUGCUUUACCCGACAAGUAAAGGUGCAGUCGUGAAUAUGACUCGUGCGAUGGCGGCACACCACGCCCCCGAUGGGAUUAGGGUUAAUUGCGUUUGCCCAGGUAUGCUCUAUACACCUAUGAUGUAUGGGCCAGGGAUGAGUGAGGAAGCGCGUAAGGCCCGGAAAGGAAGAAGCUUGCUAAAGACAGAAGGCAACGGAUGGGAUUGUGGGAGCGCAGUCCGGUUUUUAGCCGGAGGAGAGGCGAGGUGGAUUACGGGCACCAUAUUAACUGUAGACGCGGGCGCAACAGCGGCUGUGGGUUCGGAACUGCCAAAGACUGCGAGCAUCAAUGCACCGGCAUAAUACAGCGAAGAGAAGUCCAUCCUGACAUAGCACCGGCCUCCCCGAUGUUGACAACAUGGCGAUUAUCGUCUGUUUUGGUAAUUUUUUUUUUUUUUUUUUGAUUGGAAUUCUCGCAUGCCUGUCGCGUUCGUGAUUUAACCAAUUGGUGCCAAGAUUCCGCACCUGGUGGGGCGGAAAAGUUGGCUUCGCGCGCAGCGGAAACCCUGGUGACUAAGCUUCAGGUGGUGGAAGGCUGGCCGUGUACCUCACCGCAGGAUACCAAUGUUGUUAUGUCAACGGUAUCAAUUGUGGUCUCUUCUUAGUAAAUUCUUUCAAGAAUCCUUGCCAGAGCGGGGUAAUACACGGAUGGUUCGCCCAAGCUUCAGGAG
Messenger RNA from Coccidioides posadasii C735 delta SOWgp, 1226 nucleotides. RefSeq lists its product as uncharacterized. Lineage: Eukaryota; Fungi; Ascomycota; Eurotiomycetes; Onygenales; Onygenaceae. Gene Ontology annotation, molecular function: oxidoreductase activity. The record is from RefSeq and is a predicted model, not a curated record.